Molecule: messenger RNA, 741 nt
Organism: Saccharomyces eubayanus
Lineage: Eukaryota; Fungi; Ascomycota; Saccharomycetes; Saccharomycetales; Saccharomycetaceae
Gene: AIM2
Product: protein AIM2
Exons: 1
Coding region: 1-741 (246 amino acids)
Molecular function (GO): hydrolase activity
Source: RefSeq, a predicted model, not a curated record
AUGGCUUCUCAUCAACCAGGCAAGUGUUGCUUCGAAGGCAUUUAUCAUGAAGGGACUCCCGAGGGACGUCAUGAACAAAUCUUUGGUUUGGAUACGUACGUGACAGGGUCUAUAUCACCUCAGGAAAAAGUUAUCGUUGUCAUGACAGAUGUGUAUGGUAACAGGUUCAAUAACAUAUUGCUGACUGCGGAUCAGUUUGCUAACGCUGGAUACAAGGUCUUUAUCCCCGAUAUUUUAUUCGGUGAUUCUAUUCCGCUGGACAAAACAAUUGAUCGUAAAGCCUGGAAGGAAAAACAUUCACCCGAGGUUACGAAAAAAAUAAUUGACGGAUUCUUUAAGUCGUUGAAGGAUACGUAUGACCCGAAGUUUAUUGGUGUUGUUGGGUACUGUUUUGGUGCAAAAUUUGCCGUUCAACACAUCAAUUCUGACAGAGGUCUUGCCAAUGCUGCAGCUAUUGCACAUCCUUCGUUUGUUAGCAUCGAAGAAAUUGAGGCUAUUGGUAGUGGGAAGCCAUUAUUGAUUUCGGCAGCCGAAGAAGAUGCGAUUUUCCCAGCCAAUUUGAGACACUUGACUGAAGAAAAAUUGAAGGAAAUCCAUGCUAUCUAUCAAAUAGACCUCUUUAGUGGUGUUUCCCACGGAUUUGCUGCAAGAGGCGAUACCGCCAAGCCUGCUGUGAAAUAUGCCAAAGAGAAGGCCUUGCUUGAUCAAAUCUACUGGUUCAAUCAUUUUUCAAAGGCUUAA